UUGAAAAUGACGAAUAAUAAUUAUGAUUCUCAGUGAUAUUCUUACCUCAGGAUACUUGAGAAAUGCUCUCUGUUAUUUCUUGUUGAUACUAACGGGUUUAAUCGUGCACAUCCUAAAUACUGUACUUCUGCAACCAUAUUUGUUCUGGAGGAAGUACAAGAAGUAUCCGAAUGUAAUUACCAGGGAGUCCUUCAGUCCCAUUCUUGGUGACAUGAAGGAGCAUAUAGACUCAAUGAAGGAAAACAAAGUACACUAUUCAUAUAUGAAGAAUGGGGCUGAAAAGUACAACAAGCAUGACCUUAGAGUAACUCUAGAUGGAAUUUUCCCGACCGUAAUGAUUUUAAGUAACAAAGCACUUGAAGAGUUCCUCAGCAUGCAGGUUACAAAAAUAGACAGAGAUGACCUUAACUCUGGAGUCUCAGGGUUGAUUCCUCAUUCUUUAGUAACCAUGCCUUCGACAAAGGAGGUUAUGAGAAGAAGGAAGAACAUGCUCUCUUGGGUCUCACUGAAUUCGGCUUCGAAGUAUAUCCCUCACAUGCUGAGGUGCCUUGAAAAAGUGGGUAAUGAUAUGAAGACAAAACAAAAAGUUGAUCUUGUUCACUCGAUGAAUGUCGUGACAUUUGAUGUAUUUUCAGAUAUCUUGUUUGGUGAUGACGUCAAAGAGCUUGUAUCCAAACUCUACCCUUAUGAGAAUCCUGAUGGCUCUAUAGAGAUGAUAGAGUUGAGAGAAAUGCUUAUCAGAUUGACCAAGUGUCAUAUCAGCCAUUUCUUCCAUCCGCUGUCACAUAUGUUCAAGUUCCUGAAGAACAGAGGGCUAGUAAACCCGUUCAAGAGAGACGCUAAGAACGCAGCUGAGUUCAAGAGAGCUAUUCUUGAGAUUGUAAAGAACUCAAAGGAACAGAAGGCUGCCCACCAUAUGUUCAGUGAUCCUUUAUCAAAUGAGGUACAAAAACUCGACGAAGUCUGAGGAGUGAUGUUAGCUGGUUCAGAGACCACAUCCCAUUCAUUGGUAUCUUGUCUCUAUUUCCUCAACAAGAAUCCUGAAACUCUCAAAAAAUUGAGAGAAGAACUCAAUGCGAAUGGGUUCACAAAAGAGAAGAGCUUUUAUGAAAUAUGCACAAUGGAGAAGAUUCAAAGCAUGACAUAUCUAACUUGUUGCGUCAAAGAAGCUUUCAGAUGCGAUAUUGUUGCUCCUAGGAGUUUUUCUUAUGCAGCCUUAGAAGAUAUUGAGAUCUGUGACGUACCCAUUUCCAGGGGGACCAAGAUCAGGAUUGAUCUGUCUACUUGCCACUUCGACAAAAAUAAAUGGCUUGAUGAGUAUGAGUUUAUCCCAGAGAGACAUGAUUUUGAGUCUGAGUACUAUAAGAGAACUAAGCAAACAGGAAUCAAACCGGACGUCUACUCCAGAAGGACCUUCAGUCAUGGUAUGAGAAGUUGUCCUGGUCAAUCCUUCGCCAUGCUGGAGAUGAAGGUAGCCAUAGCUUAUCUAGUGACCCACCUGGAUAUCCAGUUUGAUGAAGAACAACUGAAUAACAAAGAUAUUGGGUUUGGCCUUGGCAGUCAUUUCAUCCCACUGGUGACAGUAAAAGAGCAUUAAAAGUUGCGAAAUUAUUCAAUUGAGAA
Molecule: messenger RNA, 1623 nt
Organism: Moneuplotes crassus
Lineage: Eukaryota; Ciliophora; Spirotrichea; Euplotida; Euplotidae
Source: the annotation of a GenBank genome assembly